Iphiclides podalirius (scarce swallowtail) is the source of this 1947-nucleotide messenger RNA. Lineage: Eukaryota; Metazoa; Arthropoda; Insecta; Lepidoptera; Papilionidae. The record is from the annotation of a GenBank genome assembly.
AUGGCUCGGACGAUGUUGAAGAUCGGCGGCGGCGCCGUGCUGGUGGCGGCCAUAGUGGCGGUGUUCGUGGUGGCCACCCAGGGGCGGGACCCGGACUUGGAGGCGCUGGAGCACGAGGGCCACGAGUACAUCAUGCAGCUGGACCGGAACGCCGGCCUGAGGAAGAACAGGGCCAGCGUCGCCGAGUGGGCUUACACCUCCAACAUCACCAAGGCGAACGAGGAAGCCAGGAUCCAAGUGCAGUUGGAGCUUUCGAAGCUGGAGAAACAGGCGUGGGAGGAGACUAGGAUGUACAAGUGGCAGGACUUCCAAGAUUUCACGUUACGAAGGAUGUUCAAGAAAUACAGUCAGCUGGGCGUUUCAGCGUUACCCGACGACAAGUACAAGCUGCUAAUGCAGUCUGUCUCCGGAAUGGAGUCUAAUUAUGCUACUUCGAAGAUUUGCUCCUAUAAGGACUCGAGUAAAUGCGAUUUGGCUCUGGAACCAGACAUCACGGAGAUAUUCGCGAAGAGUCAAGAUCCCGAGGAGUUGAAACAUUUGUGGGUGGAAUGGCACAAGGCGGCUGGUGCAAAGGCGCGCGCCAACUUUACGCAAUACGUCCAGCUUGACAACGAAGCUGCUAAGUUGAACGACUUUAAAGACGUAGCGGAGUGGUGGCAGUCGGAAUACGAGGUUCCAGACUUUGAGGAGCAGCUUGCGAAGCUCUGGGAGGAUGUAAAGCCUCUGUACCAACAGCUGCACGCUUACGUAAGAAAGCGCUUGCGUGACAAGUAUGGAGACCAGGUCGUCUCAGCAAAGGGUCCUAUUCCUGCUCAUCUUUUAGGUAAUAUGUGGGCCCAAACGUGGAACAAUAUAGAAUCCUUCACUCGUCCCUACCCAGACAAGAAGGAGGUGGAUAUUACCCAGGCGAUGCAAGAACAGAACUACACAGCUUUAAAGAUGUUCCAAAUGUCAGAUGAGUUCUUCCGAUCACUGAACCUGACUGCGAUGCCGGAGAAAUUCUGGAAGAACUCUAUUAUCGAGAAACCCACGGACAGGGAAAUUGUGUGCCAUGCAUCAGCUUGGGACUUUUAUGAUGGGGAAGACUUCAGGAUCAAACAGUGCACGACAGUAGAUUACGAGUAUUUCCAAACAACACACCACGAAAUGGGCCACAUACAAUACUUCCUACAGUACAGGCACCAGCCCGUUAUAUUCCGAGAUGGAGCGAACCCAGGUUUUCACGAGGCCGUGGGUGACACAAUAGCACUUUCAGUUUCAUCACCGAAGCACUUACGCCGAGUCGGUCUUGUUAGCGGUGAUGCCGAAGAUGAGCAAACUGAAAUCAAUCAACUUUAUAAAAUGGGCAUAGAUAAAAUAGUUUUCCUGCCGUUCGCCUACACCCUGGACCUGUUCCGCUACGGCGUGUUCCGCGGGGAGACGCAGCCGGAGGACUACAACUGCCACUACUGGCGGCUGAGGGAGAUGCUCCAGGGGGUCGAGCCGCCGGUUAACCGUACGGAGGAGGACUUCGACGCUGCGGCCAAGUACCACGUUUCAGCCGACGUUGAGUACGCGAGAUACUACGUGUCUUUCAUCAUACAGUUCCAGUUCCACCGCGCCCUUUGCCAACUGGCGGGUGAAUAUGUCCCCGAAGACCUUACCAAGAAGCUGGUGGAUUGCGAUAUAUACCAGAGCGUCGCAGCCGGAAAUGCUUUAUCGAACAUGCUGAAAAUGGGAUCGUCCAAGCCGUGGCCCGACGCGAUGGAGGCGCUGACCGGCCAGCGGGCGAUGAGGGCGGACGGACUGCUGGAGUACUUCCGUCCUCUGCACGAGUGGCUGCAGGCGGAGAACCAGCGAACAGGCGAGCACAUCGGCUGGGAGCCGAGCAGGAUACAGUACUGCACGAGCGAGCAAAGAGCCGCUCUGGACGCGGCGCAGGGGGCGGCGCCGUCAGCCACCGACACG